This is a messenger RNA of Ipomoea triloba (trilobed morning glory), 877 nucleotides long. RefSeq lists its product as uncharacterized. The transcript is spliced from 3 exons. The record is from RefSeq and is a predicted model, not a curated record. NCBI's taxonomy places the organism in Eukaryota, Viridiplantae, Streptophyta, Magnoliopsida, Solanales, Convolvulaceae. The coding region runs from base 167 to 646 and encodes 159 amino acids.
GGUUAAUUUGAAAGCUAUUCUACUUAUAUCAUCAUCUUUCUUUCCAUUCUCCUUCUCACUUGGCUUGACCAAAGCAAAGAAGAAAACAAAAGUUCAGAGCAGUCUCAAAACCCCCAUUUUCAAAUCCUUCUCUGCUUGAAUAUUAUCAAACUAACCUCAUGCUAAAAUGGCUUCUAAAGCUGUAGGCCUUCUUGUCUGUGCUCUCAUUUUGGCACUGGAUAUUGUAGCAGGAAUUCUUGGGAUUAAGGCAGAAGCAGAACAAGAUAAGGAGAAGCAUUUGAGGUUAUGGUUGUUUGAGUGUAAAGAGCCAAGCCAUGAAGCAUUUGUGCUUGGUGGAGCUGCAAUUGGGGUGCUGGUGAUAGCUCAUUUGAUUGCCAACCUUGUUGGAGGCUGCAGUGUAUGCGCCACAGAUGAGAUUAAGAAUGCUUCCACUCGCAAGCAAAUCGCUAUUGCAUUUCUUGCCUUCACUUGGAUCAUAUUUGCAGUGGGAUUGGGGACACUUGUGAUUGGGACAAUGGCAAACAGAAAGUCUCGAGCAUCGUGUGGGAUGUCUCACCACAACUUUCUGUCAAUUGGAGGAAUUGCUUGCUUUGUUCAUGGGGCCUUUGCACUUGGAUACUAUGUCACUGCAACCAUGGCUACCUAAUCCUUAAUUCAUACACAUACAAAACCAUCAAUGCAUCAUAAUCUACGACCUGUCUCUCUUCAAUUCUUAUGUUUUGUUCCUUAAAUCCAUCUAAUGUUAAGUUAGUCCUAGGCUAAUUAAUGUUUUUAACCUCUGUCAAAUUACGAUGUUUAACGGUUCUAUCGUCCCACUUUCUUUGUCAUAUUUACUAUUUUAUUGGUUAAAUUAAGUAUGUUGUUGCUUAAAGUUUGA